CUCCACAGCUCUGCUCCUCGCCGCGGCGCGCCGCCACACGCACCAGCCCCUGCGCACUCGGAGCACCGGCGCCCGAAGCUCGGGCUCCCAGGCAGAAGGACUGCAUUUCCCAGAAGCCACCGGGAUCUCAUUCCCCCUCCAGCCCUGGGUCCUUUUCCGGUGUCCGAGCAGCUGUGGUCCCUACGUGGUGAGUAGGACCUAUCCAUAGUUAAAAAACCAGCGGAGGCAUCCACAGUUUCUGACCAGAGCCGGACGGGGAUCCUUGGAGGGGGCUCCGCGGAUCCUCCACCCCGUCCCCUCACAGCCCCUUGGGGCCUGUCGCGGAUAAAAGAGGGAAGUCAGAUGCUGAGCCUUAGAAUGGAAGAACGGAGAAGCAGAGCAAGAUGACACAGACUUGAUCUUGAGAUAUGUUGAAGCUGCAUUCGGCCCCAAGGCAGGCUUCUGGGAAGACCUGAUGAGGUCCCAGGAGUAGGAUUUCCUCCUGGAAGGUUCCUCCUUGGAAGCUUCUAAAGGUCAGCUGCAUGUUUCAUAACCACAGAAUUUCCAGAACUUUAGCCCCAAGAACCUACUGUGAAUUAGGGACCGAUUUCUCCCUGGACAUCAGUGACCCUGGCCUCCACAUACUGGGAAGGACAACACUAUUCCAGUAUCCUCUCUACUCCUCUUCUGGUUGAGAGGGUGGUCAUGGAGGAUGUUUUCUAAGUUACUGUGCUAUCCAAGAAAAUCCUGAUGUUUCAUGAUUGCCUUCUCUUUUCCCAGUGCUGCCUGUGUCUUAAAAAAAAAUAAUAAUAAUAAUGAAUACAGAGAGAAAAAAGAAUUUUUGUUACACAUCUAAAAGAUAAAGUUCAGCUCUAGCUUCUCUGCAAUUAGAUUCUCUAAUAGAGGAAACCUGAGGAAGAUCAGCAGUUUGAAAACCAUGGCACAGGUGCCAUUGACAUUCAGUGAUAUUGCCAUAGACUUCUCUCAGGAGGAGUGGGAAUGCCUAAAUUCUGAUCAGAGGGAUUUGUACAGAGAUGUGAUGUUGGAGAAUUAUACUAACUUGGUCUCACUGGACUUUGAUUUUACAACUGAGACCAACAAGUUAUCUUCAGAAAAAAGCAGUUAUCAAGUAAAUUCAUAUCAUCGGGAGACAAUGAAAAGAAAUAAAACCUUCAACCUUAUGAGGUUUACUUUGAGAAAUGACCCACAGUGCAGAAUUGAAUUUGGGAGAGAACAGGGGCCUAACAUGGAAGGUUUUAGUCAAAUGACAUUUAUAAAACAUAUAUCUCUUCCUCUACACCAGAGAAUUCACACUAAAGAGAAAUCCUAUGAAUGUAAGGAAUGUAGGAGGGACUUUAGAAAAUAUUCACACCUUACUGAACAUUUCAGAGACCAUAAUGGUGUGAGACCCUAUGAAUGUAAGGAAUGUGGAAAAGCCUUUAUAGUUCUCCAGCAUUUUGUUAGACAUAAAAAAAUUCACACUGAUUUGAAACCUUAUGAAUGUAAUGGAUGUGAGAAAGCCUUUAGGUUUUAUUCACAGCUUAUUCAACAUCAGAUCAUUCAUACUGGUGUAAAACCCUAUGAAUGUAAGCAAUGUGGGAAGUCUUUCAGACGUUAUUCUCACCUUACUGAACAUCAGAAAAUACAUAUUGGUUUGAAACCCUAUGAAUGUAAGGAAUGUGGAGAAACUUUUAGAUUGUACCGACAUAUGUGCCUACAUCAGAAAAUUCAUCAUGGUGUGAAACCCUAUAUAUGCAAGGAAUGUGGGAAGGCCUUUGGUCAUCGUUCAAGUCUUUAUCAACAUAAGAAAAUCCAUUCUGGUGAGAAACCAUAUAAAUGUAAACAAUGUGGAAAGGCCUUUGUUCGCAGCUAUCUACUUACUGAACAUCAGAGAAGUCAUACUGGUGAGAAGCCUCAUGAAUGUAAGGAGUGUGGGAAGGCCUUUAGUAGGGGCUCAAGCCUUCUUAAACAUAAGAGAAUUCAUAGCAGUGAGAAACUCUAUGACUGUAAGGACUGUGGGAAGGCCUUCUGUAGAGGCUCUCAACUUACGCAACAUCAAAGAAUUCAUACUGGUGAGAAGCCACAUGAAUGCAAAGAAUGUGGGAAGACAUUUAAGCUUCAUUCAUACCUUAUUCAACAUCAGAUCAUUCAUACUGAUUUAAAACCAUAUGAAUGUAAACAAUGUGGGAAAGCCUUCAGCCGUAUUGGAGACCUUAAAACACAUCAGUCAAUUCAUGCAGGGGAGAAACCCUUUGAAUGUAAGGAAUGUGGAAAAACCUUUAGACUUAAUUCUCAACUGAUUUAUCAUCAGACAAUUCAUACAGGUUUGAAACCUUAUAUAUGUAAGGAAUGUAAGAAGGCUUUUCGUUCUAUCUCAGGUCUUUCUCAACAUAAGAGAAUUCAUACCGGUGAAAAACCCUAUGAAUGUAAAGAAUGUGGUAAGGCCUUUAAUCGCAGCGAUCGACUUACUCAACAUCAGAGAAUUCAUACUGGUGUGAAACCACACAAAUGUAAGGAAUGUGGAAAGACCUUUACUCGUUGCUAUCAACUUACUCAACAUCAAAGAUUUCAUAGUGGUGAGAAACUCCUGAGGUAAUGAGAGUCAGAAAGCAUUUAACUUUGGCACCUUUACUGUUACCACUAUUCUACCACCUAGUGAUGUUAUGGCAAAGAUUAAAUUACUUAACAUAAAAUUUAAAUGCUUAGGGGUCAUCUGGCACAUGGUAUUUGCUUACUAAGUAUUGUGGCUUUUUAAAUGAUAAUCACUAUUAUUACUAUACAUAAAUUCAUGUGGAAGAAAAACCCUAUAAGCAUAUUUUUAAAAUGUAUCAGAGCUCAUUCAUAUUUUCUUCAGAUAAUUAAUUCUGGACAAAAAUCCCAUUUUUAUUCAAAGAUCAAGCCCCUGAGGAUGAAUAAUAAUAAGAAACCCUGUGCCUUUAGAAUAUUGAGAGUUCAUCUGUUGAAAAAUUGGAGUAGUUUGAAGAAACUUUCUUACAAUAAAUUCUGCAAUACAGAUAAUAUACAUUCCACAUGCCCUACAAUUGAAAUAAAUUAAAAACUAACAAUCUGGUAGCUCAAGACUAGGUUGAGUUUUUUGAGUGAGUUUUUGAAAGUUUUCAAAUUUACAUAAAAAGUACAACAGUGUUACAAUGAAGUUUGUUUGUCCUCCACCUAGAUUCAGUAUAUCUGGUAUUUCUCUCUCGUAAAUAUGAAUAUGUAUAUAUACAGAUGUAUGUGUAUGUAUAUAUAUAUAAUUCUUAUUAAUGUUGAAUAUAUUUUCCAUAUAUCAUUUUGCUGUAUUUUUCAGUGACUGUUUUAGAUAUCACUUCACCUCUAAAAAGUCAACAUACGACUCUUAGAAUUAAGGAUAAUCUUCUAGAUGACCAUUAAACUACAGUUACCUAAAAAAACACUAAUAACAACCCUAUAUUGUUCUAUAAUAUUCAGCCUAUUUACAAAUUUCUCGAAUUGGUUAAAGAAUAUCUUCUAAAAGUACUAGCUUUUUUAAAGUCCAAAAACCAAACUAAGCAAAUUUGUUUUACAUGACUAUGGUUUAUUGGGUCUAAUAAAAAUUGGUCAACAAUUUAUCCUCUACCUCCUUACAUUUUUUGAAGCCUCAGAAGCAACCUAUAUAAUAUUGUAAUUCCAUAUUUGUCCUGCUUUUUCUCAAGAUGGGCUUGACUUCUUCCUCUAUCCUUUGUGUCUAUUGUGAACUGAAGUUUAUGUCUAGAGGCUUGAUUUUCAGAUUAAAUAUUUUUAUGACUACUUCA
Mustela lutreola (European mink) is the source of this 3749-nucleotide messenger RNA. It is a transcript of the gene ZNF404, whose product is annotated as zinc finger protein 404. The transcript has 5 exons. Gene Ontology annotation, biological process: regulation of DNA-templated transcription. The record is from RefSeq and is a predicted model, not a curated record. Bases 917 to 2575 code for a protein of 552 amino acids. Lineage: Eukaryota; Metazoa; Chordata; Mammalia; Carnivora; Mustelidae.